ACAGCCGCUCAGCUCAGCCACACAGCGGAUGCGGGGCCGGGAUGAGGUGCGUGUUGCUGCCUUUUGUGCGGCUUCGGUGCGUCGAUUAAAGAUGCGAUUAAACAGCCGAGAAACAAACAAAAACAAACUGCGUCAAGCGAAAACACACCGAGCAACACUCCGGUGAUGACCGAGCGUGGAAGCUGCGGACGGAUGCGCGUCGGGAGAAAGUGAAUUUGGAGGCACUUUGGCUGCUCGGCUCUUUGUGCUGCAGGUUGCAGCUUUUUCCUUUUGGACUGAAAGGCCUCCAAGAUAGAUUCCCUCAGGAGUAAAGUGGACUUGCUGCGCCUCCCCUUGGCCCUCUCCACCAAGUCCAUUAGCAAUCGUAAGAGUCAGCUGGGCGUGGUCUGGGAGAAAGGCGGCGGCGGCCCGGGGGCAGGAGGGGCUCGGAAACUCCGCCCACCGCUAGCCUCCGACAUGGACAACGAGUCGACGUACUCGGGCUACUCCUACAAGUCGUCCCACUCACGAAGCUCCCGCAAACACAGGGAGAGGAGGGACAGGCAUCGCUCGAAGAGUCGGGACAGCAGCAUCCGUGGAGACAAAUCAGUGACCAUCCAGGCUCCGGGAGAGUCGCUGCUGGAUGCUGAGUCCACCAGAGGAGACGACAGGGAUGACAACUGGGGCGAGACGACGACUGUGGUCACUGGCACCUCCGUGGACAGCAUCUCCAACGAGGACCUCACACGGGUCUCUAAGGACAUUGAGGAUUCUUCGCCGCUGGAGUGCCGGCGUUACUUCGGCCCAGCGUUGGGCGCCGUCCUGGGGCUCUUUGCUCUGGUCACUCCACUGGCCUUCCUGGCGCUCCCACAGCUCCUUUGGCGGGACACACUGGAACCUUGCGGCACACCAUGUGAGGGCCUUUACAUUUCUCUGGCCUUCAAGCUCCUGAUCCUCCUCAUCUCCACCUGGGCGCUUUUCCUCCGCCCACCCAGAGCCACUCUGCCACGCUUCUUCAUCUUCCGUUGUCUGCUGCUGGCGUUGGUCUUCCUCUUCGUUGCGUCUUAUUGGCUCUUCUACGGGGUUAGGGUCCUGGAGCCCAGAGAGACGGACUACAGGGGGAUUGUGGGAUAUGCAGCAUCUCUGGUGGACGCGCUGCUGUUCAUUCAGUACCUGGCCCUGGUGCUGCUGGAGGUCAGACAUCUGCAGCCUGCGUUCUGUCUCAAGGUUGUGAGGACCACAGACGGAGCCAGUAGCUUCUAUAACGUAGGACAUCUUAGUAUUCAGCGAGCAGCAGUGUGGGUUCUAGAUCAGUACUACAGUGACUUCCCAGUGUAUAACCCCGCCCUGCUCAACCUGCCCAAGUCCAUCCUCUCUAAGAAGAUGUCUGCCUUCAAGGUCUACAACCUGGGGGAAGAGAACAGCACCAAUAACUCUACAGGUCAGUCCAGAACCAUGAUCGCAGCCGCUGCUCGGAGAAGAGACAACUCUCACAACGAAUACUACUACGAGGAGGCAGAGAUGGAGCGGAGGGUCCGCAAACGUAAGGCUAGAUUGGUGGUGGCAGUAGAAGAAGCCUUUACCCACAUCAAGCGCCACCAGGAUGAGGAGGUGAUCCCCUCUUCACCUAAACACCCUCGGGAGGUGAUGGACCCCAGGGAGGCGGCCCAGGCCAUCUUUGCCCCCAUGGCGAGGGCCAUGCAGAAGUACCUCCGCGCCACCAGGCAGCAGUCCUACCACAGCAUGGAGAGCAUCAUCAACCACCUGCAGUUCUGCAUCACGCACAACAUGACCCCCAAGGCUUUCCUUGAGCGUUACCUCGGCCCAGGUCCCACCCUCCAGUACCUGGAUACCAGCAGGGGGCGCCAGUGGACACUAGUGAGUGAGGAGCCAGUGACUGCUGCUCUGCGUCAGGGCCAGGUCUUCUCACUCAGACGCCUGGACUUCUCCCUGGUCGUCACGGUGACGCCACUCCCCUUCCUGCGCUUGGGCGAGGAGUUCAUCGACCCUAAAAGGCACAAAUUUGUCAUGAAGCUCCAGUCAGAGACGUCUGUGUAGGACGAGGGUGGUGAACUAUAGUGCUGUUCAUAAGCGUGACGCCCAAAUGAGGUGGCUAUAACAUCACAAUAGUCAAGGCAACAGUAACACCCCAUCACAGACUUUGUUCCUCAGAAGUCAUAAGAUUAGACACUCAAAGUGCUGACUGUUAACUUCUGAUGUUGUACUAUAGACUGCUUCCAGUUUUCAUGACACUGAAGUAUUUGUGCUGCUUUUGGUGCUAUUUCACUACACAUUCAAUGAAAUAAGUGUUUUUGAGAAAAAAAUGGGUCCUUUGGUUAAAAAAGUUACACUUAAAUUUGAUUUGAUCCACAUUUAUUAUUCAGGCUACAAUUUUUCAAUAGAAUAUAUACCCAUGUAUGGUGUGGACUGUUUCUGGUAAAUGUACCAAGCCUUCUGAGUGUGCACUGACCUUUAAAAUGCACUAUCAGACCUGACAGGCUUCACUUUAGCUCACUCAUUGCCAGAGCUAAUCUUAAUUCUCGAAAGUAUAUAGUAAGAUACACUGGAUUGACUUUCAAUGCACUGAGCAUUUCGUAAAAUGCGCUGUAUUAUUUCCUGCUCAGGUUUUGGUGAAUCACUUCUCAUUUCUGGAGAACUGAAAGAAAUGUACUCCUGCACUGGGAGGAAAUAUAACUUUGUUAGCACAAUGUAAAUACCAGUAUACUGUAUGUCCAAUAUCUCUGGUAGCUGAUGUAUUCACCUUUACAUACGAGGUUUGAAAUGGACUUAAUGAGCUCCAACACAAUACAGCCAGGCACCACCAAUGUGCUUCUUUUUGGCAGCUUGAUGUUUUUGAUAUUUUGCAAAGUGAGUGUGUGAAUUUGUGUGUGUGGUUGGAUCACAAAGUGGACAAAGUGGGCAACUGCCUCGUGGCCUGAGACCCUUAAGCCCCAGGUUCCCCUCAUGUGCGUAAUUUGAUUAAUUGCAAGUCUCCGGCACCAAUUCAAUAUGCUGAAUUGGCCAGUAAGGGCCAAGAAGGGCCGAUUAUGCCAGCGGUGCAGGACCAUGUGUCAAAUGUAGGAUGACGCGCUCACCAGCGGCCAGGCAUUGACCAACAACCAACCAUCAACUUAGUGUGUCGGGACCUAUAGACAUACUGUAACAAUGCCUCGGGGUAAAGUAGAUGGUGGCAGCAUGCAACCUCAAAAGGAAUGGUUGCAAUCUGCCAUAAAAAGUAUAGAAGAAGAAUCUAUGCACAAUUAAAGCAGGAAGUACCUUGAAGUUUCCACCAUAAAUUGAAUAGAAAUAGAAUAGAAAAGGCACAAAUUGUUGCAUAAAACUUUGAUAGAAUGCAGUAAAUGAGGUGUUUAAUGGUCAGAAUUUCUUAGGGGAGGGCCCUGGCUAAAUAUGUGUCCCCCCAAAUGUUGAAACAAAACCUACACCCUUGUUACACUACAUUAAUUAUUUUUAGAUAUUUAGCCAUGUGAUCAAGGGAGGGCGUUGUCGGUCACUUGCCCCGCUACUUUGGUCCAGACUGGAGUAUCUCAACAAAUAUAUGCCGUAAAUUUCAUACAGACCUUUAUGGUGCCCAAAAUUUGUCCACUUUGUGACCAAAUAUCUGCCAGAUGUUUCCACCAGCCUCAGUUGUACUUUGUUUAAAGCUAAUUAGCAAAUGUCAGUAGCCUAAAAAAAAGCAUGUUUAUACACUGAAGUAAGAUGAACAUGAUCGACACUACCUUUUAAGACAGGUUCUUCAAUACCUAACCUUGUGGCCCUGUCCUGUAGAAGUGCCCUGAGUCAAAAUCUACCUUUCAAGACCUUAAAAAAGUACUUCGCGAUUUAGCAUUGCACUCCCAUGACACUGUUAAGCUCACGAGAGACAGUAAAACAAAAAAAAUUUAUUCCACACAUUCUCCUUUCUGGUCAAAACUUGUCGCCAGAAUUACCCAUAAUGCAACUCGAGUGGGGACUAAGAACUUUUGCGAAGCCAAUUUGAGAGUUUUAUCAGUAGCACGGGGUAAAAUCUCUCAGUAAGCGAGAGACUGAAUCAGUGACCAUAUGCUAACAACAACUGUCACUUCCUGGUAGACAACUGACAAACGAUUUUAAUUGAGAUAUGUAAAACUGGCAAACUUGGUUACUUCUGUUGUCAUUUUCCAAACCGGUCUCACUCCCAACUCAUCAAAUACCAACGCUUGGAGAGUGGCCGUUGGCAUCGCUACUGAUGGUGAAACAAGGCACCCUUUGGCAGUGGUAUGAGAUGUACCGGGUGGCGGCUUAGUGAUGGCCAAGUGAAGCCUCAUGAACCACUUUCUUUAUUUUCUGACCCCACCAGAUGGCGCUCUUGGUUUAAAGAUAAAGGCUGAAGGACUGGCAAUGAAGUGUGCUUUCAAACCUUUGUUGAACAGACAGCGCCAUCUGGUGGCUUCAGAAAAUAAAGACAGUGGUUCAUGAGGCCUCAUUUGGCCAUCACUAGGCAGCAUUCUUUGAGGCUCUGCGCAACUGCUGUGGUAUAAAGGCCGAGAAAGUCUGUAAAAGGCAGGUGGGAGCAGAGGUAGAUGUCUGUGUGAAACCAAAAGUCUGAGCUAUUUUUCAUUUUGCGCACAGAAGCUGUUGUAAAAAAACAUUGUGAUUCAGCCUAUUGGCACGUCGUUUCCCAUUAAGCAUUUGAUUUUUGGAGCUUGUGAAGACAAGCUGCGGUGCUCGCGUCUUUGUCCCUUGAAAUUUUCACAUCAGUUGCGUUGUCAGAGCAAGCCUGACAAUAUUACUAACCAUCAUGCAAUGCACUCUGCAAGACGGCAGUCGCAGGAAAGCGUAGGUGCUGCUCAGCUCAAACAAGCCCACUUCCUCAAAGGGCUAGCCUUCAGAUGUCUUUCUACCUUUGUUAGACAGUCAUGGGCUGGCUCAGCUUCGGUUUGGGCCAUCAGCCCAGCACAGCAGGGAUUUGCAUCUCCAUUACAAAUGGGCUACCUGCUUGAAGGUGUGUCAUUAGGAGCAGGAGCAUGUCUUAAGUCCCUCAUUAUUUUUGCUGCAUGUGUUUUUCCACAGCAGGGCAGGUAAAAGAAGUUUAUCUGUCAGAGGUGAGCUGUUGCAGAGGUGCAGUAAGAGCCUGUUGUCUGCAGCUCUUCAUUAACAUCUCACUGUGGCUGUUCUGCUUUUAAUCUUCCUCCUUGCGGUAUUGGUAGGCUAGUUUUUAUUGAGGAAAGGCAGCUAACAAAAUUCCACUAAUUUGGUGGUAAACACGUUUCAUUUCCUCUAGAUUCUUCACAAUAAAGUUCCCCUGUUAUUUUGUCAUGUAAACGCUUUUAUUGUGAAGAAGCAAAAUAAGAGAUGCAGGGUUUUCAUCAGCAGUAACUUAACAAGACUCAUGCGGCCAAAGUACAAACCGGGACACAGGACAGAAACUAAACUCCAACCAAAGACGUUCAGUUAGAAGCUACAAACAUACUGAGAACUGAACACACAGAGACUUUUGAAAACGCCUGUCUCAUUAGUCUCCCGCAGACAGGUGAGAGGUGAGUCUCGCACCACACACGCUUGUUUCAGGGGGAAGAGGAGUCAUCAGGGGUUGGUUCGGUUGGCGAGACGUCACCGCUACCUGCUUUAGAGUGGGCGUUUGUGCUUGUGGACCUACUCCAGAGACGAGGUCUACUCCAGGUCCACGGCACAUCACAUCUAAACUGACGAUAAAAAAAACAAGUCGGCUUGACUCAGCGCGGCCAGAAGUGGUCAUGGUGCAUGUCCUUACCUCAAAGUGACAUCUUUUGAGGAUGUUUCUCAGACUUCACACAGCUUCCUCUUUAGACACUGCAGUUGCAUUGUCCAAUACCCAUAAACAAACCCCGGCGCUUGCCCUUUAAUUGCUUCAAGGUAACUGACACACAAAAAAACAGUCCAAAACCCACAGAUAUUCAGUUUAUUAUCCAACAUAGAAAGUCAACAUAUGUUAAGCCAGAACAGAUGAUUUGUGUGUGUGUUUGUGUUUUCCUUAAAAGAAAUCCUAAUUCAUGAAUAAUCAAAAUAGUUGCAGGUUCUGUUGAUUAACUAACUGAUUAACAGACUAAUCAUUCCACUUUUAGAGUACCAUAGUGCCAUAAGUAUUGGGGUCAACAGGGGUCCUUCAGCAGGUAAAUCUGGCCAUGGGUUGAUCUGUGUGCACAUUUUCUUGUGUCUUGUGACUCAAAGAUAUCUUUUUUACACUACAGCUAGAUUGCCUUUCCACUCAGAAGCAGCUUAUGUGUAUAUUUCAUUGCAGUUUUCUAAGGUUGUAUUUUCCUGUUUUCAAAUGGAUCACUUUGUUGUACUUGAGUAAGCUCCUAACACUUGUCUCUGAAGAGCAUUGUCUUUAAAAGCGAGAUUUACUGUUACACUGUGUUUUUUAGGACUGAGUUGUUUUUUUUAAAUAAAUAUCUCACCCAAGCAUUUGUCACAUCUGUGUCACA
This is a messenger RNA of Epinephelus moara (kelp grouper), 6422 nucleotides long. RefSeq names its product vang-like protein 2. NCBI's taxonomy places the organism in Eukaryota, Metazoa, Chordata, Actinopteri, Perciformes, Serranidae. The record is from RefSeq and is a predicted model, not a curated record. The transcript is spliced from 8 exons. Gene Ontology annotation, biological process: multicellular organism development; establishment of planar polarity; Wnt signaling pathway, planar cell polarity pathway. Gene Ontology annotation, cellular component: plasma membrane. The coding region runs from base 457 to 2037 and encodes 526 amino acids.